GUCGGGGAGAAUGAUCAACUUCUGGCGGUCGAGGACGGGCAUGGAGCGGGUGCUGUUGGUCGUGACGGCGGUUCUGGGCGUCACGCUGUUCGGGUUCAUCAUCGGCGUCGCGUCGCUGAACAAGACGAUCCACCGAGACGAACAGACCAUCGGCCGCUUGAGCCAAGAGCUGGCGGACUGCGAGGCACAUCUUAGCACCACCACGACCAGUCCUAUCACCACCGCAACCUCAAAUAUCACCACGGCAUCCAGCACUAACGUCACAAAAUCAAGCACUGCCACCUCAGCGCCCAGCACUGUCUCCACAGCACACAGCACUGGUACCACAGAGUCUAGCACUGCCACCACAAAAUCUAGCACUUCCACCUUAGUGCACAGUACUACCACCACAGCAGCCAGCAUUGCCACCACAGGCUCAAGCACUGACACCACGAGCUCUCCCAACACCAGCUCUCCCACGUCAGGGGCCUCAACCUCAGGGAUGACAACAAUAGUGCCUUCUACUAGUCCAACGGCGACUACAUCAACAGCUACUCCAGCAAGUUCUUCCCCGACAAGUGAUGCUACAAAUUCUACUGUUGGAAUGGUACUUGGAACUACUAACUCUCCUGUAACUUCUUAGACAGUAAGACACACACAUACACACACAUUUGUGUGUGUGUGUGUGUGUGCUGUGUAUGUGUGUGUGUAGGCGUGUGUGUGUGUAGGUGUGUGUGUGUGUGCGUGUGUGUGUGAGAGUGUG
Penaeus vannamei (Pacific white shrimp) is the source of this 742-nucleotide messenger RNA. The record is from RefSeq and is a predicted model, not a curated record. NCBI's taxonomy places the organism in Eukaryota, Metazoa, Arthropoda, Malacostraca, Decapoda, Penaeidae.